AUGGCUAACGAUACGGUUGUGACUAUCGUCAGCGAUGCCCCCAACUUCACUCUAGUGACCGAUUUCGCUGAGAUACCGAGCGGCCUUUUGAUGCUUGGAUCGACUAAGCCCUAUCCUUUCGUUGAGGGUUCUUCGUCGGAGCAAUAUUCUGUCCAUAACCCUGCGACGGACGAGCUGAUCGGAGCAAUCAAUCUUGCAAGGCCCAAUGAGGUCGAUGCUGCUGUUGCUGCCGCCCGUGCUGCCUACGAGAGCGGACCAUGGAGCAAGUUCACCGGUGCCCAGCGCGCUGCGCUGUUAAACAAGGUCGCAGACCUUUUGGAGGCGAACAUAGCUGAGAUUGCCAAGGCCGAAGUCGAUGCCAUGGGCCAACCCACCACUAUCACAAGCGGUUGGAUCGUUCCUGCUGUUGCCCAGUGCUACAGAUACUAUGCUGGCUGGGCCGACAAAGUUGAGGGACAGACGUUUCCUGCUGAGGAUAGCUCUUUCAGAAUGACCCAGUAUGAGCCUUACGGAGUGUGCGCGGGCAUUGGGACGAUGGCGUGGAAGCUGGCACCUGCUCUAGCAGCUGGCAACACAUAUGUCUAUAAGGGCUCUGAGAAAUCGCCUUAUAGCAUUCUCGUGGUCGCUCGCCUGUUCAAGGAGGCCGGUUUCCCACCCGGUGUCGUUAAUAUUCUGACUGGUGCUGGCCAAACUGGGGCUCUCCUGGCCUCACAUAUGGACGUUGACAAGAUAAGCUUCACUGGCUCUGGCCUCACGGGACGAAAGGUUGCCGAUGCCGCGAACAAGAGCAACAUGAAGAGAGUGACGUUAGAGCUGGGUGGAAAGUCCCCUUCCCUCGUAUUUGACGACGCCAAUUUCGAAACCGCGAUACAAGCGAAUUCGCAAGGCUUUUUGUUCAAUUCCAGUCAAGCGUGCAUCGCCGCCUCCCGCUUAUUCGUCCAAUCCAGCAUUGCGGGCAAGUUCAUCGAAACACUCAAAACCCAUUUCCAAGGUGCUGUAGGCAUGAUGGGCGACCCGAGUGAAGCCUCUACUAUGCUCGGCCCACUUGCCGACAGCAAGCAGCUUGAGCGCGUUCUAGGCUUCAUUGAGGCAGGUAAGACGGAGGCGAAGCUGCUAGUCGGCGGUGAACGCAAAGGAGACAAGGGCGCGUUUGUCACUCCUACCAUCUUCCUGAAUCCCGGGAAAGAUAGCACCAUCUACAAAGAGGAGAUAUUCGGCCCAGUGCUAUCAAAUCUUGCUCGCGCUCUUCGAGUCGCGUCUAAAAUCAAGGCUGGCACCAUUGGCAUAAACGCCGCCUAUGCCCCGGAUAACAACCUGCCAUUUGGUGGCUUCAAGCAGAGCGGGACCGGACGAGAAUUGGGCAAAGAAGGGUUGCUGGCCUACUUGCAGGCAAAGUCUAUCAAGAUACACUUGGGCGCCUAGCGACUUUCCAUGUAGCUGAAAACAUGGCCAUCUUAAUACAUUGUCAGUCCUGGGUAUGACUCUACGAUCCAAGAGUGCGUUAUGAUUUCCUAGCUCUUGCAGUCUGAAUCCGCGUUCCUACACUUCUUCAAUUGAUCCUGACUACGUAACAUUAUUCGGAUAGGAACUAAGGAUCUAAACAAUCGAUGUGUUAGACUUGGCUCUACCUGUCGCCCGUUGACCUUUGUCUAGCCUAUUUCGGGCGACUAACAACACAGUCGAUACAUAACUGGCGAAACUGGAAUGGUAUUGUGUACAAAAGCUCAAUAAACAAAGUA
Molecule: messenger RNA, 1739 nt
Organism: Cucurbitaria berberidis CBS 394.84
Lineage: Eukaryota; Fungi; Ascomycota; Dothideomycetes; Pleosporales; Cucurbitariaceae
Product: aldehyde dehydrogenase
Exons: 5
Coding region: 1-1422 (473 amino acids)
Molecular function (GO): oxidoreductase activity, acting on the aldehyde or oxo group of donors, NAD or NADP as acceptor
Source: RefSeq, a predicted model, not a curated record